GCCUCUUGCGGCGUGGGUGGGGCUGACAAGAAUAGACUACAUUAUGCAGUUCAUUUAGUUAACAAGUGAAAUAAUGGGGAAGCGUGCAGUGGGAAUGCCGAGAGAAAGGCACAAAACCCUAUUGAGAGCUCUUGGCCGCUUACAGCGUAACCGUCACAUGGCCGAACCGAGUCCACGACGGCUAUUUAAGGAGAGGUUGUGCGCCUUCAGCACCACUUCGCUGUCCAUCGUCCUGAGGAGAACACACUGACGCAACCAACCAAGCACCGGCUUAAACUUUAUCCAAGCUGUGCAACAAGUUUGCAAACAUGCCGAGGUCUUUUCUCGUGGAUUCAUUGAUUUUAAGGGAGGCCAACGACAAGGGAAACGAGAACAACCCACCUUUAUUCCCGUACUCCGUGCACUCGCCGCACCACCCGCACGGGCUGCCGGGCUCCUGCCACUCAAGGAAAGCCGGGCUGCUGUGCUUCUGUCCGCUGUGCAUGGCCGCCUCCCAGCUCCAUCCGUCUCCACCAACGCUGCCGCUCCUCAAAGCGUCCUUUCCUUCCUUCAGCUCACAAUACUGCCACUCGGCUCUGUCCAGGCAACACUCUUCUUCCAACAGCAUCAACAUCAGCCACGCACCGGGGAUAUACCAAGCUGCGUAUUCGGUCCCAGACCCGCGACAGUUCCACUGCAUCUCCAUCGAAAACAGCAACGGCAAACUUCAGAGCAGCAAGCGCAUGCGCACCGCCUUCACCAGCACACAACUUUUGGAACUGGAGCGGGAGUUCACCUCCAACAUGUACCUCUCCAGACUGAGGCGCAUAGAGAUCGCCACGUACCUGAACUUGUCUGAGAAACAGGUGAAAAUCUGGUUUCAGAACCGCAGGGUGAAGCACAAAAAGGAGGGAAAGAGCAGCGGCCAAAGGACUGGAUCACAUAACUGCAAAUGUUCCUCCCUGUCAACCGCGAGAUGCUCGGAGGAAGAGGACGAUGACAUGCCAAUAUCGCCCUCCUCGUCAGAAAAGGAGGACGUGGACCUGUCCGUCUCCCCCUGAACUCUCCCCUUGACUCCCUUCUGAAAGAUUUUACUCCUGAUGUUUUUGAAUAUAGCCAAAAAAAAAGAAAAAGAAAAAAGAAAGACUGUUCCACUUGUGUUCGGUCGUCUGUACAUAGACAGAGAAUAUUUAAUCAGGGGACUGCCCUGAAUUAUUGUAUAGCUGUAUACAUGUUGUACGUUUUGUAUGUAUUUUUUUCUGAAAACAGCCCGUUGUUGUUGCCAAUCCGAUGAGUAUGGUAGGGAUAUUUGUAAAGAUAACCCCCAAAACAUCAGCGUUGUUUAUUACUUUAACGCAGUAUUUUUAACUUGGUAAAUACUGGUUAGAUUCAUUCUAUGUGGAUGGAACAGUGAAAAAAUAUGGAAAGUUUGCCACAUCACGGAGACCCCUCUGAAAAUAUAUCUUCAGUGUAAUUGAAAAAAAAAUAUUUAUUUAUUUAAAAAUGUUGACACUUAAAUAAAAAUAUUUCUGAGCGGUAGACUA
Mugil cephalus (flathead mullet) is the source of this 1523-nucleotide messenger RNA. RefSeq names its product GS homeobox 1 (gene gsx1). The transcript has 2 exons. Gene Ontology annotation, cellular component: nucleus. The record is from RefSeq and is a predicted model, not a curated record. Gene Ontology annotation, biological process: regulation of DNA-templated transcription. Gene Ontology annotation, molecular function: DNA-binding transcription factor activity, RNA polymerase II-specific; sequence-specific double-stranded DNA binding. Bases 309 to 1040 code for a protein of 243 amino acids. NCBI's taxonomy places the organism in Eukaryota, Metazoa, Chordata, Actinopteri, Mugiliformes, Mugilidae.